Messenger RNA from Penicillium angulare, 1500 nucleotides. RefSeq lists its product as uncharacterized. Gene Ontology annotation, cellular component: COP9 signalosome. Bases 1 to 1500 code for a protein of 499 amino acids. The transcript is spliced from 4 exons. Gene Ontology annotation, biological process: protein deneddylation. The record is from RefSeq and is a predicted model, not a curated record. NCBI's taxonomy places the organism in Eukaryota, Fungi, Ascomycota, Eurotiomycetes, Eurotiales, Aspergillaceae.
AUGUCGGACGACGAUUUUAUGCAGGACUCUGCCGACGAAGAUUAUGACUUCGACUACGAAGGCUCCGAUGACGACGAUGAAGAUGCCAGCGUUGGCAUCCAGAAUAAAUACUUCAAUGCCAAACAGAUGAAAGUGGAUAAUCCGGAAGAAGCCGUGGAUGAAUUCUUGGAGAUACCAGCGAUGGAAGCGGAGAAAGGCGAAUGGGGGUUCAAAGGGUUGAAACAGGCCAUUAAACUAGAGUUCAAGCUCGGGCGAUACGGUGAUGCUGUCGAACAUUAUCGAGAACUACUCACCUAUAUUCACUCCGCCGCCGACGUUACCCGCAAUUACGGUGAAAAGUCCAUCAAUAACAUGCUUGAUUACAUCGAGAAGGGAUCCGACGAUGACCGAGCGUACCAAUGCAUGGAAGAGUUCUAUUCCUUGACACUUGCAUCAUUCCAGAGCAGCAACGCUGAACGAUUAUGGCUGAAGACAAACAUUAAGCUGGCGCGACUAUGGCUAGAACGCAAAGAAUACGGACAACUUAGCAAGAAAGUGCGCGAAUUGCAUCGGGCAUGUCAGAAGGAAGACGGAUCAGACGAUACCAGCAAGGGAACCUACCUGCUAGAACUCUAUGCGCUCGAGAUACAAAUGUACGCCGAAACGAAGAACAAUAAGCGACUCAAGGCGCUUUACCAACGGGCCUUGCGAGUGCGGUCUGCGGUCCCGCAUCCAAAGAUCAUGGGUGUCAUUCGAGAGUGCGGUGGCAAGAUGCACAUGAGCGAGGAAAAUUGGGAAGAGGCACAAAGCGAUUUCUUCGAGUCAUUCCGAAACUACGAUGAGGCGGGCUCAAUGCAACGAAUUCAAGUCCUCAAGUACCUCGUCUUGACAACAAUGCUCAUGAAGUCAGACAUCAAUCCAUUCGAUUCCCAAGAGACAAAGCCAUACAAAAACGACCCACGGAUAUCAGCGAUGACUGACCUGGUGGACGCCUAUCAGCGUGACGACAUCCACGUCUACGAAGAUGUGCUAAGCAAGAAUCCCGACGUCCUGGCAGAUCCAUUCAUCGCCGAGAACAUCGAUGAGGUCAGCCGUAACAUGCGCACCAAGGCCGUGCUCAAGCUGAUAGCCCCAUAUACCCGGUUCUCACUCCAAUUUAUCUCCAAGCAUAUAAAAAUCGCCCUGCCGGAAGUAUUGGAUAUCCUGAGUUUCCUGAUUCUUGAUAAGAAACUAGACGCUAAGAUCGACCAAGAAAAUGGGACCGUGCAAGUUAAUGUUUCCAGCGACGUGGAAAGAUUACGCGCCUUACAAGAGUGGACCUCAUCGCUACACAGUCUUUGGACAACGACCCUUAAAGGUGAGGGGUUCCGUGCGGACGAAGGAACACACGGGGCCGCGGGCGCCAUGUUCGCCUCCGGCUUCGGCGACGAGUCACCUAUGGGCAUGCGAACAAUGAACCAACGGGGCCGAAGAGAACUACGAGGGAAAGCAUACGCAGGCAAGCUUGGUGGGGCAGCGUAA